AUGCCCUCGACCGGCACCGUCCUGGGCCACCCCUUUCGCGCGCUACUCUACGCGGCCAAGGGCCUGGCGCUGGGCCACCUGGUCGCCGCGUACGGGUGGAGCCCCGGGUACGGGUGGGGGCCGUCGAUGCUGCCCACCUUUCGGACGGGCGAGUGGUUCGUGACGUCGCGGGCGCACCGCCGCGGGCGCGGCGUCCGCGUCGGCGACUGCGUCGUCUACGCCAUCCCCUCGCCGCCCGCCUCCGCGCCCCCCGGCUCCCCCGGCGAGGACGGCGUCAAGCGCGUCCUCGGCCUCCCCGGCGACUACGUCCUGCUCAACGAGCCCGGCCUCAGGGCCGGUGCCGCUGCCGCCGCCGAGGUCGACGACCCCAUGAUGAUACAGGUCCCCCACGGUCACUGUUACGUCGUCGGCGACAAUCUGCCUUGGUCCAAAGACAGUCGCGACUUCGGGCCCUUGCCUAUGGCCCUUAUCAAAGGCAAGGUGGUCGCCCGGAUAUCCGUCAACGGCUGGUGGCCGCCCGCCUGGUUCUCAAGAUUCGAAACCGGCCUCGAGCCCCUUCCCGCUGCAUCGCUCCCUACGUGA
Molecule: messenger RNA, 582 nt
Organism: Durotheca rogersii
Lineage: Eukaryota; Fungi; Ascomycota; Sordariomycetes; Xylariales; Xylariaceae
Product: LexA/Signal peptidase
Exons: 2
Coding region: 1-582 (193 amino acids)
Cellular component (GO): membrane; mitochondrial inner membrane peptidase complex
Molecular function (GO): serine-type endopeptidase activity
Source: RefSeq, a predicted model, not a curated record